This is a messenger RNA of Caenorhabditis elegans, 1351 nucleotides long. RefSeq names its product Fumarylacetoacetase (gene fah-1). Gene Ontology annotation, molecular function: fumarylacetoacetase activity; catalytic activity. The coding region runs from base 9 to 1265 and encodes 418 amino acids. Gene Ontology annotation, biological process: L-tyrosine catabolic process; aromatic amino acid metabolic process; L-phenylalanine catabolic process. The transcript has 6 exons. The record is from RefSeq and is marked reviewed. Lineage: Eukaryota; Metazoa; Nematoda; Chromadorea; Rhabditida; Rhabditidae.
GCUAAAUCAUGAAAUCCUUCGUUUCUGUUCCUCAAAACUCGGAUUUCCCAAUUCAAAACUUACCGUAUGGUGUUUUCUCAACAAAGGCUGACUCUUCCCGCCACAUUGGAGUUGCAAUUGGAGAUCAAAUCCUCAACUUGGCAGAAAUUGCCAAUCUUUUUGACGGACCUCAAUUGAAGGCACAUCAGGAUGUUUUCAAGCAGAGCACAUUGAACGCGUUCAUGGCACUGCCACGUCCAGCCUGGUUGGAAGCUCGUGCAAGAAUCCAACAACUGCUCUCAGAGGAUUGUGCUGUUCUUAGGGAUAACGCUCAUUUGAGAAGCCGGGCUCUUGUCGCUCAAUCCGAUGCUACAAUGCACCUUCCAGCUCAAAUCGGAGAUUACACCGAUUUCUACUCCUCCAUCCAUCACGCCACCAACGUCGGAAUCAUGUUCCGUGGAAAGGAAAAUGCUCUGAUGCCAAACUGGAAGUGGCUUCCGGUCGGAUACCACGGAAGAGCUUCAUCAAUCGUUGUAUCUGGAACAGACUUGAAAAGACCAGUUGGACAAACUAAGGCCCCAGAUGCUGAGGUUCCAUCGUUUGGUCCAUCAAAGCUUAUGGACUUUGAGCUCGAGAUGGCGUUCUUUGUGGGAGGUCCAGAAAAUGAAUUGGGAACUCGUGUUCCAAUCGAGAAGGCUGAGGAUCGUAUCUUUGGAGUUGUGCUCAUGAACGACUGGAGUGCUCGCGAUAUCCAAGCUUGGGAAUACGUUCCACUCGGCCCAUUCCUUGCUAAAUCCUUUGCCACAACUGUUUCUCCAUGGGUCGUCUCAAUUGAAGCUCUUCGUCCAUACUUUGUUGAGAAUCCAGUACAAGAUCCAGUUCCACCAGCAUAUCUCCAUCACGAUGACCCAUUUACCCUUGACAUCAAUUUGGCCGUCAGUAUCCGUCCAGAAGGAGAUGCUGUGGACCAUAUUGUCUGUAAAACUAACUUCAAGCAUUUGUAUUGGACUCUAAAACAACAACUUGCUCACCACACCGUCAAUGGAUGCAACCUCCGCGCUGGAGAUCUUUUGGGAUCAGGAACUGUAUCUGGACCAGAAGAAGGUGCAUAUGGAUCCAUGCUCGAGCUUUCGUGGCGCGGAGCCAAAGAAGUUCCAGUUGGCUCAGAAAUCCGAAAGUUCUUAAAGGACGGAGAUGAGGUCAACCUUUCUGGAGUUUGUGAAAAGAAUGGAGUCAGAAUUGGUUUCGGAGAGUGCCGCGGAAAAGUCCUGCCAGCCGAUAUCUAAAAUCAUCGUAAUUAAAUCGUUUUGCUUUUUGUUUCAUUCUCUCGUUUGUUAGUAGUAUCUCGUCGAAUAAAGUUCUGAAGCCCACG